Molecule: messenger RNA, 2441 nt
Organism: Macrobrachium nipponense
Lineage: Eukaryota; Metazoa; Arthropoda; Malacostraca; Decapoda; Palaemonidae
Exons: 5
Coding region: 316-1905 (529 amino acids)
Biological process (GO): protein ubiquitination
Molecular function (GO): ubiquitin protein ligase activity
Source: RefSeq, a predicted model, not a curated record
UCUCUCUCUCUCUCCGAAAUGUUGAAAUUAUAGGCCUAGCGGAACGAAAGUAAACACUGAGGUGCCUGGCUCACGAUGAGAUCACGUGCAGACAUUUUGUUGGGUAGUCAUGAAGAAAGUGAGAGGGUCAAAUAGGGUAAAGUAAUGCAUGUGGGAGUGACUCCUGAAGCCGAAAGGAUAGGUCAGUUAAGAGGUUGAAUAAUGGAAUGGUAAAUAAGUCGUCGACGAGUUCACUCAGCUGUAGAAGUAUACCAGUGUCAGGUGGCGUAAAGAAUGACCAAUGGCGCAAGAGACCCGCUGAUAAACUAGAGAGCUAUGCACUUCUGGUAUCACCCACGCCCAGAAGGGAAAUGCCAUGAGUCAGUUCCAAAUCCGGCCUUUUGUGGUGUCUGCUGUCAGCUGUUCAAUGAUGAUACAAGGCGCCCUCGCAACCUGCCCUGCUCCCAUCAUUUUUGCACUGAAUGUAUUGAUGACCUCAUCGCCCAAGAUAAGAAGGCUUGUUACAAAUGCCGUAAAGAAUUUAAGGCAAGGUCAGCAGGAGAUUUAAUGGUCAAUCAUGCACUGAUUGACUGCAUGAAGUCUAUUCUAUCUGUGAAAAGAAAACCUGGUAAACUAGGGAGCAAGAUGAAUUCCAGGUACCAGGAAAGACUGGAUGGUUUCAAACAGGUGGUCUGCAAGAGUAACGAAGAAGUCAUGGCGGACCUUAAGCGCAUGAAGGAAGACGUCGAAAGGCUUAUGAAGGGUGAGGAACAGCUUCAGGAAGGUCUCUUGGCCCUGAAACAUCACCUUAGUGAAGACAUAUCUGCACAUAUUCAAAAACUGAUGUCUAAGAUCGAUGAGCGUCACCAAAAGUCCAGCAAUGCUCGUCUCAAUUUAAAAGACUCUUUGAAAGAUAUAUUAAAGAAUGAAGGAAAACUUGUGUCUGCAAGGACGGUAUUGGACUCAGCUUCGACUUUACAAGACGCUUCUGCUGUUAUUGAUGAAACGGAGGAAAUCAAUAUGGUAGUCAGAGAAUGGGCGGAAAAUUUAAAAGAAUAUGUGGUCAAAGAGGAUAACCAGCUUCUGGAAAGAAACAAGGAACUGAAGGUGUCUGAAAGGUUUCACAGCAAACUUAUGAAAUUCCUGAUCCAUGAACCUGGGGAAGAGGCUUUCCAUCUCAUCCCUAUCACAGGAGUUGCUGCAAGCAAGAUGGAUCUUUCAAGUCAAGUAACGGCUAUCGGGCUCUGGGAAAUGAGCAUCCCUGUAAAAAUUCUAGUAGAGGAAGGAAGAGUCUUUGCACUCCAGGAAAAGGAUAAUACUAGGAGGUCUGCCAAAAUCACUAUUGAAAAGGGAGAGCUGCUCAUGUAUAGUUUACAAGACGAAGACGAACCUACCCCGAAGGCUUAUUAUGUGCAGUAUGAAGAUGUUCUGGGCCUAGCCAUCUCUAAAAGUACAGUCUUCCUGGACUUGGAGACUAAAGGAUUGUCAGUUGGAAGAGUCUUCAUCCUUCUCACUGACAGUGGUAGAUACUACAACAUUCAUAAACACUUCACAGGUGGCUCAGGAGAAAGCUAUUCCGGCACACCCUUGCAAAUGGCUAACAGAGGGCAGCUUUGGGAAAGAGCUGUGUGUGGUUACCAGAUAUCGGAAGUAGAAAAUGGGGAUGUAGGAGAUCAUUGUCUGGAGAGCCGCUAUGCCAUCCCAAGCAACAAUGGAGCAGUGUGGCUCUUGAAUAAUUCUAGGACACCACCACUGAUUGGUAUCCAUAUGGGUCCAUUUAUGCCAAACUAUAAUAUACAUUUGGGUAAUGUGGAAGAAGGUAUGGACAUCCUGAGUGAUGCCAUUCACUGGUCAGAGGAUAUAAAGGAUGUUAAGAUUAGCCAGUGUGGUUUGGUAUUACCUAUCAAAAGCGCUCUUGCCAGCUGAUUUAGUUUUAAAUAGUUUGUCUGUGAGCCAGUAUAGUAUAUCUAGUUUAUUUUGAAAUUGAAGAUACUGUAGCCUAUUCAGUUAGCAUAUCAAAAGUUUUGAUUUAAAGACAACCAUAAUUAAGGUAAUUUAUUUCAGAAUAUUAGUAAUGUGGGAUAUCUAUAUCUCUUUGCUUGCAAGAAAAAAAAAUGUUCAUUGUUGGAGAGAUUCUCAUCUUUGAACAUGUUUGUGAUUCUAGCUAUUGUUGGAUGGAAUUGAGUCUUGAAAUAUCUGAAAAUUGAAAACUGUACCUGUACCUUAUUGAUUCCUUGCAAAAUAGGACACAUUACUAAAAAAUUGAUAACGACCAGGACUGCUGAAGCUUUGAUCUAUUUCCAAACUUUCUCUUAAGAUUUUCUUUGUUGUAUUUUUUAAAAAUCCUGUCCAUCUGUAUCCAGUAGAUUUGUUAACAGAAAGCUACUUAAUGUAUUGACAAUUUACCCUACAGCAUACCCAUGUGGAAAAAUAAAGCCAUGCUGUUCCAGCUGGGAUACCGA